ACUGUUGCCUAUGAAAGAAGAACUGGGGACCUAAAUAUUCAGCCUGUUUUCAUUCAAGUGUUCCAGCUGUUAUACACACAGCAUCCAAAGACAUAUCUGGGCUCAUCGGAGUGUAUAAGGAGCUGGCAUCUGGAACUGAACUCCAAAGAUAUACUCCAGAAAUGUUACUGAACAAGUUGUCUGUCUGUGCAAGCCCCCAAAAGUAUGCCUAAAUGGCCGAGCCCAUUCACCCUGUGAACAAAGAAAGGAAAUAAAUCUUCUGGAGAAUUUUGUGGGUGCCACUGCUGUCAGCAUCUCUGAAGUAUCUUCCAUCUGAGAAUUACCAGGUCUUACAAGAAGUUCCUUCCAGUCCACAGUGGAGGACAUCAAGAAAACUGUAGAAAAAUUCACAUCCUCCAGAUUGUCAGUCCUGUCACAGUGAGCGGCAGGUAACUUAUAAGCUCCAUCCACGGAAAAAAAAAAAGAAAGAAAAAUAGACAAGAGGAGUGAAAACUCAGAUAUGCUGAGCCUGAAGUAUACAGCAUCCUUUAGAAGGUCUCAUAACAGAAGAAUUCAAUUAAAUAUAAAUAAUUGGUGAAAACAUUUAGGUAAAACAUUUAGGUAAAUUGGAAUCCUCUUUCUCUUAACCAAAACUGUAGGAGUGUGAUAGAAUACUUGGCUACCAGUAUUAUAAGGACAUUUCACCAUAGUUGUUUUCAUUGUUAUCAGAGCAGGGCUGAAUAAAUCAAAAGAUUUAUCUAUAUAUUUUAAAGAAAUGAUUAGUAAAUUCUGAUAAAGCCUAUUAAGGAGGGGUAUAGUGUGCUGGAGAACAGUGUGGGGAAACUGCCAAAUUAGAACUUCACUAUUUUUUUGUUUGUCCACUUGACUCUGAUUAUCAUCAUUUGUAUGAAAUUGUUAGAACAUAACCAAUACAUUCAGUGAUAAUCAAAGUGACAGUGGAAUGCCUCAGGGGCACUAGAAAUCAGAAACAGAAGUGACUCAAGUUUUGAGUGAUGACAGAGGUGCAUUUCAGAUAUCAUGGAAAUCUCACUGGGAGGGCCCAUUAUCCCACCCUGGCUACAGAGGUUGAUACCACUUCAGAUAAGUAUUCCAACCUAUACAUGUAUGUGGGUUUAUUCUUGAGCCUCCUAGCCAUUCUCCUCAUCCUGCUCUUCACAAUGCUCCUUCGACUCAAACAUGUCAUCUCACCCAUCACCUCUGAGAGCACAGAAAGUGUUCCUCAAUUCACAGAUGUAGAGAUGCAGAGUCGAAUCCCCACUCCUUAAACCAGGAUGGUGAGAUUUAGUAGAUCUCAGCAGUCAUUUUUAUGCUAAUAUUCAAGAAAGCUUGCUUUGCAACACAUAGCUUCUCAUGUAAGAAAUCAACAAAUUAAUGCUUUUUCUGUGUUAUGCUUUAUCUGGACUUUAUUUGUGUGAUGUAUAAAAUAUUAAAGGCACAUUCUUUACCAGGAAUAUAGGAACUGGCAAUUGGUUGCAAGGGCAGGUUUCCAUAGUAACCAAAGAGCACCUGGACCUUAAGCAAACCUCAGACCACAGACAUUCAUAUGCAGUUAUAGUAAGAGACACUGGAUCUCUGGAAACUCCAAGAGCAAACAAGAAGAAUUUCCCUUCAAAACAACUGAUUGUUUAAAGAGGGUACCCUAAGAAAAAGACAAUAAUUAAUUUAGCACAUGGACCCUAAAAAUGAUCAACAUGAGGCUAAAUCAUAUCAGAGAUUACUGGAAGAUAACACUAACCCUUCCCCAAAGGAGCAGUGAUUUUAUCAUCCAAGCCCACUGGAUUUGUCCCAAAUGAAAGAAGAGAUUUAAAGAAACUUUCAGUUUAAAAAGCAUAUAUAUUAAUAAUAAUAAUCUAGAGGAAAGGAAUGUGCAUUUUAUACCUGUGUUAUUAUUAUUACCAGAAUUUUAGAAACUCAUAUAAUGGCAGAUGUAUUACAAAACUCUGGAAUGAUGACCUGCCCCCAAACCAAGCGAAAAUUAAGGCAAAAUAUGCUCAU
Molecule: messenger RNA, 1995 nt
Organism: Erinaceus europaeus (western European hedgehog)
Lineage: Eukaryota; Metazoa; Chordata; Mammalia; Eulipotyphla; Erinaceidae
Gene: SERTM2
Product: serine rich and transmembrane domain containing 2
Exons: 3
Coding region: 993-1265 (90 amino acids)
Cellular component (GO): intracellular membrane-bounded organelle
Source: RefSeq, a predicted model, not a curated record